Messenger RNA from Pimephales promelas (fathead minnow), 542 nucleotides. It is a transcript of the gene rpl27a, whose product is annotated as ribosomal protein L27a. Lineage: Eukaryota; Metazoa; Chordata; Actinopteri; Cypriniformes; Leuciscidae. Gene Ontology annotation, cellular component: cytosolic large ribosomal subunit; ribosome. Gene Ontology annotation, biological process: translation. Gene Ontology annotation, molecular function: structural constituent of ribosome. The record is from RefSeq and is a predicted model, not a curated record.
CCCUUAGCGACAGACAUGUAUUAUCUCGCGAGAUUACAGGGGGCACUUCCUCUUUGCGUUCUCGCAGCCAUGCCGACCAAGAAGUCCAAGACUAGGAAGCUGCGCGGGCACGUCAGCCACGGGCACGGGCGCAUCGGUAAGCACAGAAAGCAUCCCGGAGGCCGCGGUAACGCCGGAGGAAUGCAUCAUCACAGGAUCAACUUCGACAAAUAUCACCCAGGGUACUUCGGGAAGGUGGGCAUGAGGCAUUACCAUCUGAAGAAGAACACUGUGUUCUGCCCCACCAUCAACCUGGACAAGCUGUGGACGCUAGUCAGCGAACAGACGCGGGUCAACUACGGCCAGAAGCCCGACGGCCCCGCGCCCGUCAUCGACGUCGUACGCGCGGGCUAUUUCAAAGUGCUGGGCAAGGGCAAGCUGCCGAAGCAGCCGGUGAUCGUGAAGGCCAAGUUCUUCAGCCGGCGCGCGGAGGAGAAGAUCAAGGGAGUGGGCGGAGCCUGUGUGCUGACCGCUUAAACGUUAAUAAACCUGAUCAAACUCUC